AUUUUAUUUAAAGUUCUGAGUUUCUGACUGCAGGUAUUGAAAAUGCUCCGCCGCUACGCUAUCCACAAUCUCCGCCGUAACCGUUUCUUUUACUCCACCGUAACCGCCAUGGUGCCCCACCCCAAGGACGAUGAGUAUCUGAACGCCGCCAUUCCGAAGCGUAUCAAGAUGUUCGAGUCCAUCCAGGCCGAGCAGAAAACCCAGCGCCUCUCACUGUCGCCGGAUCCAAUCAAGGUCACACUUCCCGACGGCACGGUCAAGGACGCCGCCAAGUGGCAAACGACGCCUUUCGAUGUGGCGAAAGAGAUUUCGAAGAACCUCGCCAACAACGCACUCAUCGCGAGGGUCAAUGGCGUGCUAUGGGACAUGGCCAGGCCUCUCGAGCAGGAUUGCGAACUCAGGAUCUACAAGUUCGAAGACGACGAAGGCCGCGACACUUUCUGGCACUCUAGUGCUCACAUUCUUGGCCAGUCGCUUGAGAUGGGGUACGGAUGCAUGCUUUGCAUUGGGCCUUGUACUACAAGAGGAGAGGGUUUUUAUUAUGAUGGGUUUUAUGGUGACUUGGGAUUGAAUGAUGAUCAUUGCAAGCAAAUUGAGGCUGGGGCGUUGAAGGCAGCUGGGGAGAAACAACCUUUUGAGCGCAUUGAAGUAACACGUGAUCAAGCACUUGAGAUGUUUUCAGAUAAUGAGUUCAAGGUUGAAAUUAUCAAUGAUUUGCCUGCGGAUAAAACCAUCACAGUAUACAGAUGUGGUCCACUAGUAGAUCUGUGUCGUGGACCACAUAUACCCAAUACUUCCUUUGUUAAGGCAAUUGCCUGUUUGAAGGCUUCUUCAGCAUAUUGGAGGGGGAACAAAGCUCGGGCUAUUUUACAAAGAGUUUAUGGCAUAUCUUAUCCUGAUCAGAAGAGUUUAAAGGAAUAUUUGCUUAAGUUGGAGGAGGCUAAAAAGUAUGAUCACAGGAUUUUGGGAGUGAAACAGGAGCGUUUUUUUCGUCAUGAAUCGAGCCCAGGAAGUAGGUUUUUCCUUCCACAUGUUGCACGGGUAUACAACAAAUUGAUGGAUUUCAUACGGAGUCAAUACAGAGUCAGGGGCUAUGAAGAGGUCAUAUCUCCAAAUGUAUUUAACAUGGAUCUCUGGGUGCAAUCUGGUCAUGCUGCAAAUUAUAAAGAGAACAUGUUUAUCUUGGAGAUUGAAAAGCAGGAAUUUGGGCUGAAACCAAUGAAUUGCCCAGGGCCCUGCUUGGUCUUCAAGCAUAGAGCUCGCGGUGCUUUGAGUGGAUUGACGCGUGUUAGGAGAUUUCGGCAGGAUGAUGCACAUAUUUUUUGCAGGGAGUCUCAGAUAAAGGAUGAAGUUAGAGAAGCCUUGAAGUUCAUCGAUUAUGUCUAUGAAAUAUUUGGUUUCACAUACGAUCUCAAGCUUUCAACGAGGCCAGAGAAUUCCUUAGGAGAAACAGCAACAUGGGAGAAAGCUGAAAGUGCCCUUAAGGAAGCUCUGGAUGAAUUUGGGAAGCCUUGGCAGCUGAAUGAAGGGGAUGGUGCAUUCUAUGGACCAAAGAUUGAUAUCAAUGUAUCUGAUUCAUUGAGUAGGAAAUUUCAGUGUGCAACUUUGCAGCUUGAUUUCCAACUACCUAAUUUUUUUAAGUUGGAAUACUUGGCUGAGGAUGAAGCCAAGAUUGAGAGGCCUGUUGUCAUGAUACACAGGGCCAUUCUAGGAUCUGUUGAGCGCAUGUUUGCCAUACUUUUAAUGCACUACAUGGGUAAAUGGCCCUUCUGGCUAAGUCCUUGUCAAGCAAUUGUUUGCCCUGUGUCGAAGAAAUCACAAGCUUAUGCAGAGAAGGUGAAAGAUGAAAUCUACAGCAAAGGGUUUCAUGUUGAUGCUGAUUUAACAGAUAGGAAGAUUGGAAAGAAGGUGCGAGAGGCUCAGCUAGCACAGUACAACUACAUCUUGGUUGUUGGAGAGCAGGAAGCAGAAACUGGACAGGUGAGCGUGCGGAUAAGAGAUAAGGCGGACCUUACCACUAUGAGUAUCGAGGGCCUGCUCGAACGGUUCAGUGAAGAUGCAAAAAUUUCGUUGAGCUACCUUUUGUAAAGAACUAAAGACAGA
Arachis ipaensis is the source of this 2103-nucleotide messenger RNA. Lineage: Eukaryota; Viridiplantae; Streptophyta; Magnoliopsida; Fabales; Fabaceae. The record is from RefSeq and is a predicted model, not a curated record.